Serpula lacrymans var. lacrymans S7.9 is the source of this 1041-nucleotide messenger RNA. RefSeq lists its product as uncharacterized. The transcript has 8 exons. Gene Ontology annotation, cellular component: plasma membrane. Gene Ontology annotation, molecular function: GTPase activity; GDP binding; GTP binding. NCBI's taxonomy places the organism in Eukaryota, Fungi, Basidiomycota, Agaricomycetes, Boletales, Serpulaceae. The record is from RefSeq and is a predicted model, not a curated record. Bases 235 to 807 code for a protein of 190 amino acids. Gene Ontology annotation, biological process: signal transduction.
GACCGCCACAUCUGCCGGUCACGCCGGCCACCGCCGAUAUCAUUUCACUGUAACUAUACGCACUUCGACGCCCUCUUCUGAACUCUUUUACGACCUAUCCACGAAUCUACACGACUUAUUUUCGGUCUAACAUUGUUCAUACGUUUCUCGUGUCAACGUACAAAUCAGACCGCUGCAGACUCCAACAUUGUUUUUAUUUCACUGCGUGGUUCUCAUCUUGAACACCACUAAGUCAUGGACAGUUGGAGAGUAGCAGUCCUUGGAGAUGGUGGUGUAGGCAAAACUGCUUUAGCUGUACAAUUCACCCUAAACUGCUUUGUUGAGACUUACGACCCGACAAUCGAGGAUGCCUAUCGAAAGCAGCUGAUAGUGGACAAUCGCAUGUGCUUUGUGGAGGUCAUCGAUACCGCAGGCCAAGAGGAAUAUGCGACUCUACGUGAUCAAUGGGUACGUGAGGGCCAAGGGUUCAUAUUGGUUUACUCCAUUGCAUCUCGAUCAACGUUUGAACGUCUUGAAGUUUUCCGUCAAUCGAUGUUACGUGUCAAGCGACAGAAGCCAAUAUUCAUGUUGGUUGGAAACAAAUGCGAUAAGACUUAUGAGCGAGAGGUUUCACGGGAAGAGGGUGUUGCACUUGCCCGAACCUUUGGGUGUGAAUUUAUGGAAACGUCUGCCAGAACAGCCUACAAUGUGGAGCGCCUAUUUACAAAUCUCGUUCGAGCUCUCAGGCAAACUCGACAGGCUGAUGUUAGCGGGAUAGCAGCAGCUAGACCUGAAAGGACACCUGGGCGGAGGUGUGUCGUAAUGUGACAGACUCCGUUUCUGGAUUGCGAUUUAGAAUUACCUCGUCUACACUUCCAUGAUACCUCCCUUCCCUUCCCUUGCACCGCUCGCUCUGUUCCCAUGAGCGCCGUUGAUUUUACAAGCUCAUUCAUUUAUUUACGUCAUUACGCAUGAUGUCACUUUGACAUGCUUUAGGUCAAGUUGUGUACCGGGCAAAACAGAAGGAAUUUAUAUCCCGCACUCUUCCAAGAGAUUAUACCA